Messenger RNA from Musa acuminata subsp. malaccensis (wild Malaysian banana), 2650 nucleotides. The record is from RefSeq and is a predicted model, not a curated record. Lineage: Eukaryota; Viridiplantae; Streptophyta; Magnoliopsida; Zingiberales; Musaceae.
AGGCCUCUCAUUCAUGGAACCAUUUGCCCGUGAUGGGACCCAUCACAUCAACCACAACCGUCCUUCCUCUUAAUCCCCCAUUUCAUCUCUCUCUUCUCUCACCCUUUCUCUGCACGCAUUCCCUUAUAAAUCCUCGAUACACGGCUUCAUUAAAGGGAAAUAAGGCGUAGAAUGGGGCUCUCCAACCAUCUCCACGACGUCUCCGGCGACUCCAUCCCUCUCCUCCUCCUCGCCGCGGCCGCCGCCUCCAUCGCCUACCUCCGCUCCCUCCUCCUCCGCCUCCUCCCCCUCUCCCUCUCCUCCUCCCCCGCCGACGCCGACGCCGACCCCGAGCCGUCCGUCGGAUCCGGACUCGCCGGCCUCGUCGUCCUCGCCGACCACCUCACCUCCAACCGGUCCUUCGCCUUCGCCUCCCGCUCGUCGGGAGGGGAGGGCCGGCGGGCGGAGUGCGCGGUGUGCCUCUGCGGCCUGGCCGACGGGGACCGCGUCCGGCGCCUCCCCUGCUGCCACGUCUUCCACGGUGAGUGCCUCGAAGGCUGGUUCCACCACCUGAACCUCACCUGCCCGCUGUGCCGCUCCGAGCUGGCCGCGCCGGAGGUUCGCGCCGCUGCCGACCGCCGGAUCGGGGCCGAGCUCGUCGCCUGGCUCUCCCACCACUGAUCAUUUGUGGUCGCUGUUGCUGUUAAAUAUCUUAUCAUAUAAAAACCCUCUCUUUGCCCUUUUUUAAAGGUUUGGCCUUUUUUUCUCUUGCUUUUUUGGUUUCUAAUGCACUUUUUUUUCUCCUGUGUAUAUAAGGCCUUAUUUUUUGGGUCUCUUCUGCAAGAGAUAUUUAAUCUGGCAUAUUUUGGUUCGUAUCCAUGAUCAGAUCUAUCAUGCAAAAAUGAACUGUUUGAGUUCUUGACAUCAUCCAUAGCAGAAAUUACUGGAGUUCUUAGGGUGAAAACGAUAUAUAGAACAGGAUACAUGGAAUUAUUUUUAUUUUUUUCUUUUACUUGCCAAUUAUUUCUGUCUUGGUGUUUGUUUGCAUGACUGUAGUUUCGAUUUAGAUCUCACAUAUGGAUUUUUUUUCUUUUACAUGUCAAUUGCUGAUUAAUGGCUCAUUCCAGUUUAUUGCUUGUACUUUUGAUUCAGUUGUUAAUCUUGUUUUGUGCCCUCUUAGGUCACUGUGUAGUCUCUUAGGUUGUAGAGCAGAGAGGACAUGGAGACUGGGUAGGUUAGGGUUGCCACCUAUGCUCAUGAAGAAGACUUUUGUCGAGCUUAAUUCAAGUGCUUGAUAAGGGAUGAUGCCACACGAGAUUAGCAAGCUUGAGUUGCAGCCUCGAUUGCUCCAAGAUGUGAAGAACAUACAUGCUUUUGGACUGACAACUUCUUGGACUUGCUUUCACCGAUUCCAUUCGACACGCAAAGUUCCCAACUACUUGGCCGAGGAAAACCAGAGAAGGGCGAGUCACAAACAGAUCAAGUGGGAUGUCAAAGUUCAUUUUCUUCGGUCAAAGGAUGCGGGGCACAAUUUUGACCAAAUGGCAAAUGUAGUACAAAGACGCGAUUCAUUUGAGGGAACCACGUUUAUUUGCGUAUCGAGUUAAGGGAAGGUCGUCGUCGUGCUCUCAUAAGGUUUCUAGUCCUGUAGAAGAUGAAGGCACGCAGGGAGACUGUCUUCACAGGCUUGGCCGUGGGGAGGAGGAGAAGGGCUUGGGAGGCAUGCGCAAGUCAUUCACGUCGCCUUCCGCCACACGGCUCAAGGAGGGGCGAUCGCAUGACUUCAUCUGAAUGCACCAGAGCCCAACCAUGCAUAGUUUUCUCUCCAUCUAAUCGAUCUCCAUGCUCCCAUCCAAUCUUGGCCCUCUUGGCCGUUCCUCUACGACUAGCUGGUCGUAGAUCCAUGACGGAUAGUAGAUCUGGCUGGAGUUGUCCGCCUUUGGAUCCACGUUUCUCCUUCCUCCGGCCAACUCCAUCAGCAGCAUGCCGAAGCUGUAAACAUCUGACUUGUGAGCUAUGACCCCGAAGCUCCUAGAUGUCAGUUCAGGCGCUAAGCAUCCUACCGUGCCUCUCGCCCCGCUGAUGGAUAUCAGGCUGUAGUCCUUCGGAUUCCAAAAUCGGAGAUCUUGGGAGUGAAAGCGUGACCGAGGAGGAUGUCGAAGUGCACGAUCCGCAUGUCGCACCCAUGGUGAAGGUAGUCGAUGCCCCUGGCCACACCCAGGGCUAUUUCAUGGAGCUUCUCCAUGGUGAACCGAAGAUGGUUGCUUCUGCUUGCAGAGAAGAUGUGCUUGUCGAGUGAGCCGCCGGGCAUGUCCUCGUAGUCCAGCGCUCUCUUGGAUCCGUCGGAGCAAUAGCCGAGAAGCCGCACCACGUUCAAGUGGUAAAUCCUACCAAUGGUGGUGACCUCGUUGAUGAACUCCUCUCCGUCGACCUUGGAGCCGCCCAGCAUCUUAACAGCGACCGGGUACCGGCCGAGGAUAUGCCCUUCGAAGACGGAACCGAAGCCGCCUUGGCCUAUCUUUUCUCUGAAGUGGCUUGUCAUGGCGAUGAUGUCGCUAUAAGCAUUACCGUGUCAGCGACAGAGAUUGCUCGUUCCGCAGAAACUUCUCUGCCGACUCGACGGGUGCUCUCAUUUUCCAAGCGUUGUGAAUACACCAACAGGUGAUUGGUA